Gadus chalcogrammus (walleye pollock) is the source of this 6103-nucleotide messenger RNA. It is a transcript of the gene virma, whose product is annotated as vir like m6A methyltransferase associated. The record is from RefSeq and is a predicted model, not a curated record. The coding region runs from base 47 to 5494 and encodes 1815 amino acids. The transcript has 28 exons. Lineage: Eukaryota; Metazoa; Chordata; Actinopteri; Gadiformes; Gadidae. Gene Ontology annotation, molecular function: RNA binding. Gene Ontology annotation, cellular component: RNA N6-methyladenosine methyltransferase complex.
CCGGAAAUAAUCACAGAAACCGGAAGUUUACCCUAGAGGGACAGCGAUGGCGGGGGAUACCGCCACAGAACUGCUCUUUAUUGACACAUUUAAACAUCAAAGUGCAGAGUUAACCAACAUCGACGUGGUGCGGUUUCCAUGUGGGGUUCUAAUCACAGAGGUGCGGGUUAUUCCUCCAGGAAUCAAAGCGCACAGUAGCUUACCCGACAGCAGAGCAUUUGGGGAAACGUCCCCUCAUGCAUUCCAGCUGGAGUUGUUCUUCAAUAAUGUCGCCAAACCAAGCCCUUGCUUCCACAGGCUUGGCAGUCUUGAAUAUGAUGAGAACAAGUCCAUCGUUUUCAGACCUAGUGGAAAGGUGAACACAGAUGGACUUGUGCUGCGUGGAUGGUACACCAGUCUGACUCUAGCGGUCUAUGGUACGGCUGAGCGCGCCCAUGGCUAUGACCACGGCUCACCGCCACCACCACCACCCCCUCCUCCACAGCAACAGAGCGGAGCCAAGAGGGCCAUUAAACAAGAGUGGGAUACUGACGACCAGUACAAUGGAAGCCCACCCAGACCGGCCCCCCGCGGGCCACGCACACCGCCCGGCCCGCCGCCCCCCGACGAUGAUGAGGAGGAGCAGCCGGUCCCAGCACCAGUGGGGCCAGUGAAGGCGGAGCCGGCGGAAAGUCGUGGAGACUUCCUGGAGGCGGUGUCCCCCGAGCGCUCGCUGCCUGUGGAGGAACCCUACUCUGAGCCCGAGGGGGAGGAGCCAGAAGAGGAGGAGCCCGAGGAGGAAGAGGAGGAGGACGCCAGGACGGAAGGGAGCGUGCCUGAGGAAGAGGAGGAGGAAGAUGAGGGUGAGGACGAGGAAGAGGAGAUGGAGGAAGGUGACGAUGGAUACGAGCAGAUCUCCAGUGACGAGGACGACUUGGACAACGGCAGCUUCAAGCUUCCCAGCUUCGACAUGGACUACACUCCGGAGGACCUGGCCUCCGUGCCGCCGGUCCAGUAUGACCCGUAUGAGCGGGAACUCAGGCCGCUGAUCUUCUUCACGCCUCCGUACAAGACGCGCUUCGAGACCCAGCUGGAGAAGGCCAGCGCGGAGGAGGCCAGGGAACCCGAAAGCAUGGAGCCGUCUGCCGGAGGGGAGGAGGCGGCAGAGGCCGUCACCCAGCUAAAGGAACUCCUGAUGGCCAUAGGAGAGGACAGAGACUCUCGCUGGGUCACUGCUCUAGAACAGGCGGCUGGAUUACUGGCCAAGGGUCUGGGCUUCCUGAUUGGACAGGGGGAAGGACAAUGGGAGGAGCCAAUAGCAAACUUCGUCCAGUGGGCUCUUCAAGGCUUGAGUAUGGACAUUGCAAUAACACAGCCCAUCGCUCUUAACCUCAGACAGCUGAAAGCCGGAGCCAAGCUGGCCUCCUAUCUGGCCGAGUGCCCUCAGGGCCUUACAGCGCUGCUGCGCGCGGGGGCCCUGGGUCAGCUGCUGGAGCUGCUUCACGUGGCCCACGUCUCCUCCAGCCUAAAGCUCAGCAUCCUGAAGGCCCUGGACGCCCUCACAAACGCUCCUGCUGGGGUGGAGGCCUUCCUGCACGCUGGGGAGGGGGAGAAGAGUGGCUAUCAGUGUUUGGUCCAGCUGUUUUUGAGAGAAGAGACGGUCAGAGUGGUAACCGCUGGCAACGCCAUCCUUCAGAAGAGCCACGUCUACGAAGUACUGGUGGACCUCCAGCAGACUGCUACCGUGUGGAGUGAGCCUCAGCAGGAGGAAACGGAUGACGCCGACAGCCCUAUAGAGGAGGAGCCAUCAUUAAGCCCCUCCCCAGUGAGUGAAGCAGAGCUGGAUAGGCUGGCUGGAGUUCUGGAGGAGUUGCAUCAUCUCCUGGAGACUGCCCCCCACACCAUGGUACAGCCUCCUGGAAAAGCCUUCCCCACCACGGUCCGGAUUACAGGCCCCCAGGAGAGGGAUGACCCAUAUCCAACACUGUACAGAUACAUGCUGGCCUGCUGCUUCCUGGAGAGCACCACGGUGGUGCUGUCCACGGGCGUGGCCUCGGGCCACCUGGGCGUGGCCCAGGCCGCCCGGGAGCUGCUGCGCCUCCUGUCCCUCACGCAGCCUGGCCUGCUCUUCAUGAUGGCGCAGCCCGCCCCCACCAACCUGCUGCUGCGCGUGCUCGCCAGCGCCGCCGACACCGAGGCGGCGGCGGCGGAGGAGUGGGGCGGCGAGGGCCACCUGGCGGGCCCGGCGCUGGGCGAGGACGGCUUCGGCGCCUGGCUCAUGCAGGCGCUGCACGCGCUGCAGGGCGUGUCGGAGCUCAUGGGCCACGUGGCGGCGGGCGGCGAGGGCGCGGCGGGCCUGGAGGACGGGGACAACGCCGAGGUGCUGGGCACCCUGCACGCCCUCUACCUCAUCACCUUCACGCAGACGGGCCGCAGCGCCGUGGCGCACGCGCUGGGCCUGGACAACAACAUGUCCUGCCUGCUCACACUACUGCAGCACCACGGCAAGGACGGCCAGGGGGAGACCAAGGCCCGCAAGGCGGUUACGUACAACUACGCCUGCAUGCUGGUGCUGGUGGUGGUGCAGAGCUCCAGCGACCUCAGCAUGAUGGAGCAGUACGCAACGCCGCUGCUCACUCUGGCCAAGGCCGACGACACCAACGCCAAGCUACAGGAGCUGAGCAAAUGGCUGGAGCCCCUUGAGAAACUCCAGUUUGAGAUCAGCAGCAUUCCCACCCUCAUCGACUAUGUCAAACAGAAUGUGGAGAACGUGCUGACCCCAGAGGGAGCCGGGCUGGUGACCGCGCUCCGGGUCCUCUGCCACAUCGCCUGUCCUCCUCCUGCUGUCGAAGGCCAGCAGAAGGACCUGAAGUGGAGCCUUGCGGGCGUUCAGCUGUUCUCGGCCGAGGGCCUGGACACGUGUGUGCGCGUGCUCCAGAAGCUGUGCGGCGUACUGCUGCAGCCGUGGCGCGUGCACGGGCCGGUGGGGCCCACGCCCGCGCAGCGCUGCGUGGUGCUGAGCGUGUGCGCGGGCGCCCUGCAGCUGCUGCGCACCAUGCUCACCGAGCUGCUGCGCGGCGGCGCCUUCCAGUUCCGGGACGCGCGUGUGGCCAGCGUGCUGGUGCACCUGCACAUGGUGGUGUGCUCGGUGCCGGCGUCGGGGCGCCUGGACGGGGAGGAGGUCAGGGUGCAGGGCCUCAUAGUGGACGUGCUGCUCACCUUCACCCAGGGGGUCAGCGAGCAGGCGACUCACACUGAGGAGACUUUGGCCAGUAACACCUGGUGUCUGAUGCUGAAGGAGGUGCUGGGAGCCCUGAUGAAGGCUCCAGAGGGCCUAUUCUCUGGCCUCACCCUGCUGUCUGAGCUGCUGCCUCUCCCACUGCCCAUGCACAGCACACAGGCGGUCUCCGUGGAUGACAUGGCGGUGGCGCUCAACACCAGGAAGCUGUGGAGCAUGCACGUGCGGGCGCAGUGGAAGGUGUUUGCUGAGGCCCUGAAGUGUGUGUGCGGAACAGCCUGCCCGCCGCUGCUGGCCAUGCUGCGCAGGGUGUGUGUGCAGCUGGCCGACCUGUCCGCCACCACCGCCACGCUCAUCAUGAAGUCCCUGCUGGAGCUGGUGCUGGAGGAGCUGCAGCCGGCUGAGGGCAAGGCGGUGUGCUGGGGCCAGGCCCUGCGGCUGCUCUCCAUGCUGGACGCCCUUGUGUCCCAGCGAGCCUGCAAGGGCGCCGUGCUGCAUCUCCUCUCCGGCUCGCCGCCGGGCGAGGACCCACUGGCGGAGCUGUUCCCCUCGCUGCUGGCCCUGCUGGCGCCCCCCACCGACCACGCCCCGCAGCAGCAGCAGCAGCAGUGCAGCGAGCUGGUGGCCACCGUGCUGCAGUCGCUGUGUGACCAGGACAUCUCCCUGGUGGCCAGUCCCCCCGGGGACGGCUGCGUGGCGGAGGCAGAGCAGCUGGCCAACUCGCUGCCGUGCCGGGAGCUGAUGUCCUCGGUGUGUGGCUCCUUCCUGGAGGUCCUCGGGACCCCGGAGAGCAGCCCCCCGCUGCUGCUGACCUGCAUCCGCACCCUCAUGUUCCUCACGGAGCACGACUACGGCCUCUACCACAUCAAGUGUGCCCUGAAGAAGCACGGAUCGGCCCUGUUCUCUCUCUUCAAGCGUCUGGCUUCAGCGUUCAACAAAGACUCUGCCGAGCUGCUCGCCGCUCUGCUCGACUUCCUCAGACAGGUCCUCAGCGCUGAGUCCAUGGUGUGCUGUGGCGAGGAGGGCCAGGGGGCAGGGGAGGAGCCAGGCUUUGUCCCGGCCCCACGCUCCGUCACUCUGACUGGCUCAGAGAUGAAGGCCCUGCUGCAGUGGGAGGUGUCAGACACACACCCGCUCACUGCUCUCCAGAAACAGAUCUCGAAACUGAGUAAGGAGGACGAUACUCUAGAGACCAUGUUGGACAACGUUGUGUACCUCAGGCAGUCUUUUGACAACGCCACGGACGUACUUCCUGCGGCCGACACUGAGCCCUCUCUGCCCGGUCCAGAGACACUGCUGGCCCAGUUCAACCACAGGACGGUGUUCAUCCUCUCAGAGGUUCUGGACGAGCAGCUGAAGGCUCUGUGGUUCUCUCCCUUCCACGCUGACGACAUGGACGCAGAGCUGGACAUGGUGAAGGUGGACCUGAUGGGCCUGGCCCAGCAGUGCUGUCCAGGCCUGGACCUGAAGGCCGAGCUGGAGCGCUCCUUCCUGUCCGAGCCCUCGUCCCCCGGCCACACCAAGACCCCCAAAGGCUUCAGGCUGGGCAAGCACAAGCAUGAGACCUUCAUCACCAGCGGGAAGUCUGACUACGUGGAGCCCGCCAAGCGCGCCCACAUCAUGGCGGCCCCCCGGGGUCGAGGGGGCCGCGGGGGCUUCGGCCAGGGCCUCUGUCGCCCCCACGACAUCUUCCGCCAGCGCAAGCAAAACACGUCGCGGCCCCCUAGCAUGCACGUGGACGACUUUGUGGCGGCGGAGUUCAAGGACAUCGCCACGCCCCUGGGGCUGCUGCCGCCCAAGCGGCCCCCCAAGACCUCCCCCAAGCCCCCCACAAGGGGCCUGUUCACCGGCAACCGGGGCAGGGCCACCUUCCACAGCCAGACCCGCUUCUUCACCCCCCCACAGCCCAAGGGGGUCCUGCUCUCCGGGAACUACCCCCGUCGAGAGGGAGGAGGGCGGGGCUCGUCGUGGAGCGCCCAGCUGCAGGCUGUCACUCACAGAGGAACCUAUAGCGAACCCCGCGGAGGACAGAGUAACUUCACCCGCGGCCCACUCCCGUCCCGACAGCCCCCUGCAGGCGCGUACCGCCUGGCUCCUAGAGACAGAGCUCCACGAGGCCGCGGGGGCACUGGCCUCUCUUGGCUCAGUGCUGGAGGAGGAGGAGGACAAGGAGGAGGAGGUGGAGGAAGAGGAUCUCAAGGGAGUAAGUUUAGCGGCGGCGGGGGAGGUGGUGGCGGCGGCGGCCGGGGACGCCACGUGCGCUCCUUCACCAGGUGAACCCAGCCAGACAAUGCCCGACUGUGGAGGCUUUAAACGGACCAAACCAAGCACCCUUCCCACCGGCCGCCUGGAGACCAGGCUUUGGUGGAUUGUGAUACAGUGACUGUUGAACGAACUUAUUUUUUGUGUUAAUGUGUGAGGAAUAAAGGUUGUUACUGAACUUACUUCAAGUUUUGUGUGGACCUUUUAGUGUAUUGGUGCGCGAGCAACACAACAAAAUACAUGCAACUAUUGUUAGUAAUUGUUUGUCAAAAAACACAAUUUAUGAGUUACAAGCUUUAUUGGGAUGGGAUGUUAUUAAAUAUAUAAAAAAUACAGGUUCAGUUAGAUGGAUAGAAAAUUCUGAGUAGAUCAAAAGCUAAGCUUGUUGAAAUUACAUUAUGCCUCCUCCAGGAAGUCGCAGUUAACAGCAGGUCUGGCAUUCUUAGUCAUUCAAUAAAUUAUUGCAUCUGCCAUUUAAUUGCAUUAGAUAUUCAUCACAGAUUUGAAGACGACAUGAAACAUUUGUUAAAUCAAAAGAUAAUUUCCUGAAAUACAUAUUUGAUCAACAUGUCAAUAACAAAUCGUUCAAAAUUAUCAUUACGAACCAUCCCUAAUACAGUGUCU